AUGACGGAGCGUAGCAGAAUCCGCAGCGGACCAAUGCCAUGGCAACAUGAUAGAUGUUGUUUCUACAGGUCAACCACUAGGAAAACUAUGGCCUGGUCUGAAUCUGUGGACACGCUACUAGCCAAUAAAGACGGCCUGGCAGCUUUUAGAACAUUUCUGCGCUCUGAGUUCAGCGAGGAGAACAUUGAGUUCUGGCUGGCCUGCGAGGACUUCAAGAAAACCAAGUCCUCUACUAAAAUGGUCUCAAAAGCCCAAAAGAUUUAUUCAGACUUCAUACAGGCUGAUGCUCCAAAGGAGAUAAAUAUUGACUUUCAUACGAGAAACCACAUCUCUCGGAAUAUCUCCGAGCCCACCCUUGGUUGCUUUGACGACGCGCAGCGGUUGAUCUAUAGCCUCAUGGCAAAGGACUCUUUCAAAAAGUACCUCAAAGAGAGAUGUGCAGUCAUAAAGUUUUCUUUUAAAGCAUUCCCUUAA
Molecule: messenger RNA, 474 nt
Organism: Tinamus guttatus (white-throated tinamou)
Lineage: Eukaryota; Metazoa; Chordata; Aves; Tinamiformes; Tinamidae
Gene: RGS21
Product: regulator of G protein signaling 21
Source: RefSeq, a predicted model, not a curated record